Messenger RNA from Brachypodium distachyon (stiff brome), 4101 nucleotides. Its product is annotated as probable cellulose synthase A catalytic subunit 5 [UDP-forming]. The transcript is spliced from 13 exons. Gene Ontology annotation, cellular component: trans-Golgi network; plasma membrane. The record is from RefSeq and is a predicted model, not a curated record. Lineage: Eukaryota; Viridiplantae; Streptophyta; Magnoliopsida; Poales; Poaceae. Gene Ontology annotation, biological process: plant-type primary cell wall biogenesis; cellulose biosynthetic process. Bases 402 to 3767 code for a protein of 1121 amino acids. Gene Ontology annotation, molecular function: cellulose synthase (UDP-forming) activity.
CAAGAAGGAGGAUGCUAAACCAAGGAGGAGAGUGUGUGUGCAUGUGAGGGGGGAGAGGAAAAGGGGUGGAAAGGGAAGAAAGAUAGAUACAGCGCGUGGGGGCGUUUUGCUGAGCUGUGUGUAGGAGGGCAAGCACGUUGCGACUUGCGAAGGCAACAACAAGGAGGCAACGGAGGGAGGAAGGAAGCCAUUCCCCUCUCCUCUUUUUUCUUCUCUCCCCCACACACAUCCCCGCAUUCCCCUCUUCUCCUGAGUCGAGUCGAGCGCCGCCCCCCCCCGCUGAGCGCACUCGCACGCGUCUUCGCUCUGGGAUUCUGAGGGAGGGGAAGGGGGAGGGAGUGGUUGGGGGAGCGAUUUGGGGGGGGGAUCUGGGGGAGUUUAGGGCGGGAGAGGGGUAGGCCAUGGAGGCCAGCGCCGGGCUGGUGGCCGGCUCGCACAACCGGAACGAGCUCGUCGUCAUCCGCCGCGACGGGGAGCCCGGGCAGAGGCCGCUGAAGCAGCACAACAGCAGGGCGUGCCAGAUUUGCGGGGACGACGUGGGGCUGACCCCCGACGGCGAGCCCUUCGUCGCCUGCAACGAGUGCGCCUUCCCCGUCUGCCGCGACUGCUACGAGUACGAGCGCCGCGAGGGCACGCAGAACUGCCCGCAGUGCAAGACCCGCUUCAAGCGCCUCAAGGGUUGCGCGCGGGUGCCUGGGGAUGAGGAAGAGGAGGGCGCCGACGACCUGGAGAACGAGUUCAACUGGAGGGACAGGGACGCCGACUCGCAGUAUGUCGCCGAGUCCAUGCUCCACGCCCACAUGACCUACGGCCGCGGCGGGGACAUCGACGGCGUGCCGCAGCCGUUCAUGCCCAUCCCCAAUGUUCCCUUGCUCACCAAUGGCCAGAUGGUUGAUGACAUCCCACCGGAGCAGCACGCCCUGGUUCCUUCGUUCAUGGGCGGCGGGGGGAAGAGGAUCCACCCGCUUCCUUAUGCUGAUCCAAACCUUCCUGUGCAACCGAGAUCCAUGGACCCGUCCAAGGAUCUCGCUGCAUACGGCUACGGGAGCGUUGCCUGGAAGGAGAGGAUGGAGAGCUGGAAGCAGAAGCAGGAGAGGCUCCAUCAGACGAGAAAUGACGGUGGCAAAGAUUGGGGCGGCGAUGGUGAUGAUGCAGAUCUACCACUAAUGGAUGAAGCAAGACAGCCAUUGUCCAGAAAGGUUGCGAUUUCUUCAAGCCUGAUUAAUCCCUAUAGGAUGAUUAUCAUAAUCCGGUUGGUGAUUGUGGGGUUCUUCUUCCACUACCGGGUGAUGCAUCCGGUGAAUGAUGCAUUUGUUUUGUGGCUCAUAUCUGUAAUAUGUGAAAUCUGGUUUGCCAUGUCUUGGAUUCUUGAUCAAUUCCCAAAGUGGUUUCCUAUCGAGAGGGAGACUUACCUUGACCGGUUGACAUUGAGGUUUGACAAGGAAGGCCAGCCAUCUCAACUUGCCCCAGUUGAUUUCUUUGUCAGUACGGUUGAUCCCUUGAAGGAACCUCCGAUAGUCACAGCAAAUACUAUUCUAUCUAUCCUUGCGGUAGAUUAUCCAGUUGACAAGCUCUCUUGCUAUGUUUCUGACGAUGGUGCUGCCAUGCUGACAUUUGAAGGAUUGUCUGAAACAUCUGAAUUUGCAAAGAAAUGGGUUCCUUUCUGUAAGAAGUAUAGUCUCGAGCCUCGAGCUCCAGAGUGGUACUUUCAGCAGAAGAUAGACUACCUGAAAGAUAAGGUGGAACCGAACUUUGUUAGGGACAGGAGAGCAAUGAAGAGAGAAUACGAGGAAUUCAAGGUCCGAAUCAAUGCCUUGGUUGCUAAAGCCCAGAAAGUCCCCGAGGAAGGAUGGACAAUGCAGGAUGGAACUCCCUGGCCUGGAAACAAUGUUCGUGACCAUCCUGGAAUGAUUCAGGUCUUUCUUGGUCAAAGUGGUGGCCAUGAUGUUGAAGGAAAUGAGCUGCCUCGAUUGGUGUAUGUUUCAAGAGAAAAACGGCCAGGCUAUGACCAUCAUAAGAAGGCUGGUGCUAUGAACGCAUUGGUCCGAGUCUCUGCUGUACUUACCAAUGCUCCAUAUAUGCUGAACUUGGAUUGUGAUCAUUACGUGAACAACAGCAAGGCAGUAAAAGAAGCAAUGUGUUUCAUGAUGGAUCCUUUGGUGGGAAAGAAAGUUUGUUAUGUGCAGUUCCCUCAAAGAUUCGAUGCCAUUGAUCGUCAUGAUCGAUAUGCUAACAGGAAUGUUGUCUUCUUCGAUAUUAACAUGAAAGGUUUGGAUGGUAUUCAAGGCCCCAUCUAUGUUGGCACUGGAUGCGUCUUUAGAAGGCAGGCACUGUACGGUUAUGAUGCCCCCAAAACAAAGAAGCCGCCUUCAAGGACUUGCAACUGCUGGCCAAAGUGGUGCUUUUGCUGUUUCUGCUUUGGUAACAGGAAGAACAAGAAGAAGGUUACAAAAGCUAAAACAGAGAAGAAAAAGAGGUUCUUUUUCAAGAAAGCAGAAAAUCAGUCCCCUGCAUAUGCACUUAGUGAAAUUGACGAAGCUGCUGCAGGUAUCAUUCAACUUCCUUUUCGUGGCUAUUCUAAAAUGCCCUCAUCAGUAAGUUGUAACAUGACUUACAUUGCAAUUUUCUUGGCAGGAGCUGAAACUGAAAAGGCUGGUAUCGUAAAUCAACAGAAAUUAGAAAAGAAAUUUGGCCAGUCUUCCGUUUUUGUUGCAUCCACGCUUCUUGAGAAUGGUGGAACCCUGAGGAGUGCAAGUCCAGCUUCUCUUCUGAAGGAAGCUAUACAUGUCAUCGGCUGUGGCUAUGAAGACAAGACAGACUGGGGAAAAGAGAUUGGCUGGAUCUAUGGAUCGGUUACAGAGGAUAUUCUGACUGGGUUUAAGAUGCAUUGCCAUGGUUGGCGGUCGAUUUACUGCAUGCCUAAACGGGCCGCAUUCAAAGGUUCUGCGCCUCUCAAUCUUUCCGAUCGUCUUAACCAGGUUCUUAGGUGGGCUCUUGGGUCUAUUGAAAUCUUCUUCAGCAAUCACUGCCCUCUUUGGUAUGGGUAUGGUGGUGGACUGAAAUUUUUGGAAAGAUUUUCCUACAUCAACUCCAUUGUCUAUCCUUGGACGUCCAUUCCACUUUUGGCUUACUGUACAUUACCUGCCAUCUGCUUGUUGACGGGAAAAUUCAUCACUCCAGAGCUUAGCAAUCUUGCCAGUGUCUGGUACAUGUCCCUUUUUAUCUGCAUUUUUGUCACGGGCAUUCUGGAAAUGAGAUGGAGUCAUGUAGCAGUCGACGAUUGGUGGAGAAACGAGCAAUUUUGGGUCAUUGGAGGUGUCUCUGCCCACUUCUUCGCUGUGUUCCAAGGACUUCUCAAGGUCAUAGCUGGUGUAGACACGAGCUUCACCGUGACAACCAAGGCUGGAGACGAUGGAGAGUUCUCGGAACUCUACACCUUCAAAUGGACAACACUGCUGAUACCUCCGACCACUCUGCUCCUGCUGAACUUCAUCGGGGUAGUGGCUGGCAUUUCCAAUGCAAUCAACAAUGGAUACGAAUCAUGGGGGCCGCUCUUUGGAAAGCUCUUCUUCGCGUUCUGGGUGAUUGUCCACCUGUACCCGUUCCUCAAAGGUUUGCUUGGAAGGCAAAACAGGACCCCAACAAUCGUCAUCGUCUGGUCCAUCCUUCUGGCUUCGAUCCUCUCCCUCCUCUGGGUCCGGGUCAAUCCUUUCCUCGCCAAGAACGACGGCCCUCUUCUGGAGCAGUGUGGUCUGGAUUGCAACUAGGAGAUCAGAUCAAAUAUGCACGUGAAAAUUCCUCCCCAUCCGUCCGACAAUAUGUGUCCGUUCAAAGGAACAUUUUUGCAGGUGUUUUUUGUGCCCAUAAUUUUUUUCUUUUGCUGUCUCCAUUUCCUCUCCACACCCUGUGUAGAUAUAGAAAACAUGCUGGCGUUGCGUUUUCUUUUGUUGGGUCCGCGGUGGCAGGUCAGCCUCAUAUAUGCAAUAUUGGGCAGACAGGGAGGCUGCGGCAACCUUGUGCAGUUUCGGCGACGAAAAUACAGUCCUUGCCUGUGUUUGGAUUAUUGUUUCAAGCAUUCUUUAUUAGUUUGAGUUUCAUGGA